UUUUUUUAUAAGUCAGUAAAAACUUGGUUAUUUCCUUCGUAAUAUAAUCUGAUUACGCGUCAUAUAAUGUUUUUGUCUGCGAGAAUAUGGCGGUUGGCAUCAGGGCCAAAGACAAACGGAACAUGGCGCUUAGCAGCAUCGGGCCAAAACACAAGAGAUCAACCUUUCAGGGAAAACUCAAAUUAUUCUUCAUUUUAAGCUGAAAAACAAACUCCACCUCCAUUGAGGUAGUUUAAAUUUAAUUUCAAGCUGUUACGCGCUAUUAUUUUUUAUUGUAUAAUAAUUUACGUGUAUUAUAAAUGCAUUUUGAAAUGAAAGCGAAAGUGAUUCAAAACGUAAAGAUGAAGGUUUCCAGUUAAAUUUGCUUUCCUUUAAACAUAUCUUCUAACAAAUGGACAUUUUACAUCUUCUACUUUAAUUAGUUUAUUAGUUGUGAUAUUACUGGUCUGAUACAGCUGAAGUUUUAUAAAACCAAUCCAGAGACAUCCACAAAGUGUGAAUGAUUUGAUUUUUCAUCUCAAGGUAAGACUGAUACAGGUGACACCAGUCAUCCGGAUUCACCAGCAGAUCUUCCACCUGAAGCUGAUCUCUUCAAUAUUGUAACAUUUAUACAAGCAGAACAAUUUUUCCUUACCAACAUUUGACAGGUGAGCAGCAGCUGCCCCUGAAGGAGCUGAUUGUUUUUGAGGUCCUGCACAUAUUUGACAACUUUGGGACAUGUCUUACAAUCAACCAUACCGAAACCCAGCUGAUGAUUACAGCGCAAGCAGUGACAAGUACAAAGACUCGCAACGAAUUUAUCAACGGGAGUCUACCGCUUACAGGUCGCGAAUAAGGAGCGGGUCUCCAGAGCGGACGUCUCCAUCCUCAUCAGAACCUGUCCUCUCGUCUGCUAAGGCUUUGUCUUUUCUGCACAGCUGUGGAUUGGAUGCUGAAGACCUUCAAACUCUUGCCCAGCUUCCUGAGCAUCUCAUCGCAGCCGAUACCCUUCCUGACCUUCUUGCGCAGAUCAAAAGUAAGAAAGCGUCCAACCCUUCUUCAUCUAGGUCCAGCGCGCUCCAAGCCAGUUCGUCAUCUCGCUCCUGGGACGACAGGAGCCACACACAGCUGGUUGAGUAUCCAUUGGAUUUGCCUGCGCGUCAGUCAUAUUCCAUUACUCGAGAGCCAAUUCCAACCUGGGACGACCGCUGGGAAAAUGCCCAACAAACAAGCGCUCCAACAUGCACGUACACCAGUUCUGACUCGAACUACGUGGUUGAAUACAACCAUCUAAAAGACAAACCGUCUUACUUUGACAAAGCGUCUCAUGCCACAGAACCAUCGAGGCAGAAAACAUCCGUCGUCCCGCAGUCUUACUCUAGCCACAGCAGAGACAUUAGUCAAUCCUCGCAUUUGUCCAGCAGAGACGUCAGCCAGUCCUCUCAUCUGUCCACUAGAGAUGCAAGUCAAUCCUCCCAUCGCUCUAGCAGAGAUGUCAGUCAAUCCUCUUAUCUGUCCAAUAGAGACGUCAGUCAGUCCUCGCAUCGCUCUAGCAGAGACGUCAGUCACUCCUCACAUCUGUCCGGGAGAGACAUUGGCCAGACCUCACAUCUGUCCGGAAGAGACAUUGGCCAGUCCUCACAUCUGUCGGGAAGAGACAUUGGCCAGUCGUCACACCUGUCCGGAAGAGACAUUGGCCAGUCGUCACAUCUGUCUGGAAGAGACAUGGGCCAGCCCUCAUAUCUGUCCAGUAGAGACAUUGGCCAGCCCUCAUAUCUGUCCAGUAGAGACAUUGGCCAGUCCUCACAUCUCUCUGGAAGAGACAAUGGCCAGUCCUCACACCUGUCUGGUAGAGACAUUGGCCAGUCCUCACAUCUGUUUAGCAGAGACGCCGCUCCUUCCUCGCUCGUUUCCAACAGAGGCAUCGCUCCACCGAAUCUCCUGUCCAGCAGAGACGUCGGUCUGCCCUCGCUCCUGUCCAUCAGAGACCUUGCUCCACCCUCGCACCUGGCCGGCAGUGACAUUGGUCAAUCUUCACACCAACGGAGGACCGAGUCAGCUCCUAGAGUGCCCACCAGGAAGGAGGCGUCAGAUUUCCACGGGAAAGUUCCUCCAGUAUUUCCCUACGCAUGUGUGCUCUGCGAAAUCACUGUCCUCUCUAACAAGGACUGGUCUUUGCAUAUAAAAGGAGCCCAACAUGCUAAUAGUCAACUUAGUCUUGUGGAAAAAUAUCCAGCGUGGGAUCAGACAAUCCAAUCUGCUCGAAGAAAUGAGGCCCUUCCUGAUCGACACACGUCCAGAACAACACAGGAACGAGGUGGAUCCUCGAACAGUAGAAAUGUAUCGUCAGGGAGCAAAAGUGCAGUGUCGAGCAGUAAAAGUCAAACAUCAAGCAGCCAGAAGAGCAAUAAGACUGAAGCAACAACGAAGUGCAAAGUGGUGUGUGUCAAGUUUGAAGUCGAUGAUGUGGAUGAAGCUUACCUGAAAAAAUUGCUUGGCCAGUUUGGGGCAAUUGUCAAAAUUAUCAUGUUACCUAGAAUGGCUUUUGUGAAUAUGGGAACAGCAGGCCAGGCAGAGGAUAUAGUAAAAUAUUUCUACCAAAACCCUUUGAGGAUCAGAGGAGAACUGAUUGUAUUUACUCUGUCUGCAGCAUUCAAUUUCCUACAGACUUCUCGCGUAGUGAGCUUUUCACCAUUACCUUCUGGUGAUGGCAUACGCUCGGAGUUGACGGCCAUUGCUAAGCGUUUUGGAUCCGUAAAAAAUUCUCUGUUUCUCCCAGGCCGGGGUUAUGUGGAGAUGAGUAGUGCAGAAGAGGCUGACAAAUUGGUGGAGCACUAUUCAACCCAAUCUCUUAAAAUAAAAGGAAAAACCAUAACCGUUUGCUCCUCAACUGAGUACCAGACGCUUGAUACGACGGAUGCUGACGAAGAAAAGUCACCAGUUUCUUAUAGCAGCAGGAAAAGACGGAGGAGCUGCAGCCCAAGGAGGAGAUCCCACAGAGACUCUCCCAGCCCCAAACGAAGAGCCUCUGAAGAGAGGUCCAGGUCUCGCAGGAGUCAAGACUCUAAGAGACGAGAAGAAAGUGGACGCUCACGGGAGAGAACCAAAGAGAGCUCUAGACGGGACAGCUCAUCCAAAUCCCGUUCUAAAAGAAGCUCUCCUUCGAAAGACCAGACGCAAAAAACCAAAACAGAGGAUGGUGUGAAGAAGACCGUUGAAGGCGAUAACAAUCAGUCUGACGUCAAGGCUGAUGAUAGUGAUCUUGAAGGAGUGGCAGUUAUCGCAGAUGAUGGUGAGGCACUGAAUUCAGAAGAUGAGCUCACGGUAGAUGAAGAUGUGGAUGAUGAGGCGCAUCAAACCUCAGAUGAACAGGAACCGGAUGCAUCUGAACAUGGCCAAGCUGUGAACAAGUCAGUUGAUCAUACCAAACUUUCAGACAUGGGCACAUUGAGCAUAAAGCCAGAGAUCUCAGAGUGUGUACCAACUGCUACUACUUCGGAAGGAUCGAGCGAUUGUAAGGAAGCCCAAGAGCUUCAACAAGGAGAGCAAAAAGAGCCUCAAGAAAAGAAAGAAGUGCUUCAACAAGGAGAGCAAAAUGAGCUUCACGGAAAUAAACAAGAGCAAAAAGAGCUUCAACAAGGAGAAAAAAGCGAACAGCAAGGGGAGCAAAAAGACAAUACAGUGGAGAUGGAGGAGGCGGCAGAUUUUUCAGAGAAUCUAGACAAGGAGGGAGUGUUGACAGGAAAAGAUGAUGAAAUGGAGAUCUCGAUUUCAAGCACUGAGGAACAGUUUGGCAAAGUUCUUGAGGUGGCAGGUUUUCCAGUGGCUAAAAAAUACAGUGAAGCAGAUUUGAUGAAAAUUGGGGAAAAAUACGGAGAAGUGGCGAGCUGUUGUCUGGUUCGCAGCAGUCGAAAGGUGGAGAAGGCAUUAAUUGAGAUGGUGAAUGCUGCCGAUGCUGCAAAACUCGAAGCCGAGUGUAAAAAGCAACACAUUAAGCUAGGUGGCAGGAACUUGAGGAUAACCGUGUCAAAGAAAUACAGCCAACUGAACGAGGGGCAAAGUGUUGAUGCUGACUCAGAGAAAGAGAAAGUUAAGGAAGAUACUGAAGAGAACAAUAAGGAGCCGUCAAGCACACUGGCUUCCUGUGAGGAGAGUCCAGGAGUGAUGGCUGAGAUCUCUGAAGAAGGUGCCGAGGCUCAGGAAGCAAAGGAAACCAACAUGGACACAGUCGUGCAAACGUCUAGUGAUGAGGAGGAAGGGUAUGGCAGAGUUCUCCGGAUCAGAAACCUUCCAAUGCCUGAUGAGUACACGGAUGCAGAAUUUCUGAACAUCGCAGAACCGUAUGGUAAAGUAGUGCGCCAUUGGAUGUCUCGCCUUCAUCGAACGGGACUGAUUGAAAUGAAAAAUGCCUCUGAUGCUGAAAAGGUUGUAGCUGCGGCCAACAUGAAUAAAAUUACAGUUGCUGGAAUACAUCCCAAGAUUUUAGUGUCUACCAAGCAUGCUCAUUUAAAUAAAAGGGACUUUCUACAUGGACCUAGUGAGGGUUCUGUACACCCAUCUUCUGAUUUCGAGGAGGAAAAUGAUGAAUCUGAGACACAAAACACUAUUUCUGAGCAGCAAGCGUCUGUCCAGACAUCUGUGAAUGUCGAGGAGUCUUCGAAUGAUAAUCAAGAUGACAACUCAAAGGGAGAUGAGAAGCAGGUUUCUGCAGCUGAUGAUGGAAGUGUAACAAAGGCGGAAAAUUCAGACGCUGUGUCGGAGAAGCAAACACCUGUGAUGGAUCCAGUGGGCACAGAGUUCGUUCGGCCCGUGGUGGGUUACUUCUGUAGCUUGUGUAAUACCAUUUAUGCCAGUGAGGAAGAGGCCAAGAACGAACACUGCAGGACCCCAAUGCAUCAUCAAAAGCUGAAGGAGCACAAAGAGCGUUCAACAUAAACCAUGUGAUGAAUCAAGAAAAUCCACAAAUCAUUCGUGGACUCUCACGAUGAUGACAUAUUGUAGCUAAUUCACAUCGUAAUAUAUGUUUAGUCGUUAAGAGAUUUAGUACUAAUGCAUUUUUUAUUUUAUUGUUGUUGCAUGUUUGUUCUGUUGUCCUUUUAUUUCAUGAGUGGUUUUAUCUGGUGAUCAAUAGAAAACUUUCAUGUUUUCUUCAAAAAGCAUGUGUUUUCUAGCACUGUACUGUAAAACAGAAUGCCAUAAAAUCAUUCCCGUUCAAAUAAAGACCUGUACAGUUAUCAAAUAA
Messenger RNA from Carassius gibelio (silver crucian carp), 5221 nucleotides. RefSeq names its product matrin 3-like 1.1 (gene matr3l1.1). Gene Ontology annotation, cellular component: nucleus. NCBI's taxonomy places the organism in Eukaryota, Metazoa, Chordata, Actinopteri, Cypriniformes, Cyprinidae. Gene Ontology annotation, molecular function: RNA binding; zinc ion binding. Bases 718 to 4914 code for a protein of 1398 amino acids. The record is from RefSeq and is a predicted model, not a curated record. The transcript has 21 exons.